CAUUCUAUAUUUUUUCAGGUCAACGUACCCAAACAAAGACGUACCUUCUGUAAAAGUACGGAGUGCAGAAAGCACACCUUACACAAAGUUACACAGUACAAGGCUGGAAAAGCCUCGUUAUAUGCACAAGGAAAAAGGAGAUACGACAGAAAACAAAGUGGGUACGGUGGACAAACCAAGCCUAUUUUCAGAAAAAAGGCCAAAACAACAAAGAAAAUCACCUUGAGAAUGGAAUGUACUGGCUGUAAACACAGAAAACAGAUUUCCAUCAAGAGGUGCAAACACUUUGAAUUAGGAGGUGAAAAGAAGAGAAAGGGACAGAUGAUCAUGUUCUAGAGUACAGAUCCUUGUGUAUAAAUAAAGAAAAAAAGAAA
Messenger RNA from Mytilus trossulus (common blue mussel), 374 nucleotides. RefSeq lists its product as uncharacterized. Gene Ontology annotation, cellular component: cytosolic large ribosomal subunit; ribosome. The transcript is spliced from 4 exons. NCBI's taxonomy places the organism in Eukaryota, Metazoa, Mollusca, Bivalvia, Mytilida, Mytilidae. Gene Ontology annotation, molecular function: structural constituent of ribosome. The annotation marks the transcript as partial. Gene Ontology annotation, biological process: translation. The record is from RefSeq and is a predicted model, not a curated record.